AUGGUGUACCACGCACGAUAUAAGCGCCGCCCUCAACCCACCUUCAAUCAGCCUUUCCAUCUCGCAGAGCCCAACGUCCCCACAAUCCGUCAUUCUCAUAGGCUUGAACCGCCGCUCCCAAGUUCACGAAAACGAGAACGAGAACGUUCAGCGCAGCGCCAACCAAACGAAACGUCACAGCCUAGAUUGAAAAAGCAGAGGCUCAGCCAUUCUAGUGGUUCUCAACCACCAGCAGCAUUUUGGGACAACUUAUCGAAGAUCUGGUUGACCAAGCAAGCGUUGAGGGAGCUAGACCGAAGAAACAAUCAAGCUGCUCCAAGGCCACCUUGUUCGCCGGUCACUCCAAACUUCGCUGCAAGACGGAAGAAAAACUGCCAAAACGUUCAAUACGCCGCCCACUAUCUUUGCUUCUGCAAGCCGAGGAUUUUGAAAGACAUAAAGUCAUUGGCUAGGCACGGUGGUCCAGACCUGUCGGACCUGAGGAACUUCCCCGAGCCUAUACAUUCGUCGGAACACACGAUGAGCUCGAGCCGGUCGACUUCUAGGAGCCGGCACCAGAGUUCCGCAACUCUUUCAAGCACUAAGCCCACCACGAGUACGACGAAGACAAAGAGCACUGGGGCGUAUAGCCGUAACUUUCACCAACACCUUGUUGAUCACGCAAUUUAUCCUGAUGCAUACGAAUAUCCUGAUGGCAGUGUACCUGCCGAACCAAACAACUGGGAGGAUCUCGUAUUGGCACAACUUCGACCAUCUCUUUCACCAUCGCAAUUUUCCGACGGAAAGUUCAGGGAAUUCAAACGAGCGGAUGCACAUGCCACCAAAGAAAAUCAAGUGUCAGAAUUAGUGAUUCCCAUCAUUGAGGGCAAGAUCAGGGAUGCGAAAUGCCGCUCAGGAGGAAUCCCGUUCAACAACCUCGACCCUCUGACAGAUGGCACGCUCAAGCCCGGCAACCCGGAUGUCUACUACGGCGCCCGCCCAGAACAGCGCAGUCGAGAAAUCCGGGACGAGCUUGGCGGCCAUAUCAUCCCUUCGACGCAGCACGUUCUCCCCCUGGCACCAAAUUUCUUCCUAGCUGCAAAGGGGCCGGAUGGUUCAGCAGCGGUGGCAAAACGGCAAGCUUGUUACGACGGUGCGUUGGGAGCGAGAGGCAUGCACAGCCUUCAGUCACAUGGAAGAGUUGAACCCGUCUAUGACAACAACGCAUAUACGGUAACCUCUACAUAUCAUGAUGGCACUCUCAAGAUGUACACCAGCCACGUAGCUUCGCCAUGCACUCCUGGAGGCCGGCCAGAGUACCAUAUGACCCAGAUCAAUAGUUGGGGAAUGACUGGGAACGCUCGCACCUUCCGGCAAGGUGCAACGGCGUACAGGAACGCAAGGGACUGGUGCAAACACAAGAGGGACGAGGCAAUUAGCCAGGCGAACGAGAGAACAUAUCCUGUGGAAGCUGAGGCAAUGACUAGUGAUGCAGGUGCCAGCCCAGCUCCAAGCUUUGUCACUGCAGUGUCAGAGACAGAGGCUUACGAAUCCGAUAGUUCGAUUGAGGGCUUUGUAAAAUACACGCUCCCGGCCAAACGUUCCAGUAAGCGUUCAAAGCAGACAGGGCGAAAGCGACGCAAGUGA
Messenger RNA from Westerdykella ornata, 1626 nucleotides. RefSeq lists its product as uncharacterized. The transcript has 2 exons. Lineage: Eukaryota; Fungi; Ascomycota; Dothideomycetes; Pleosporales; Sporormiaceae. The record is from RefSeq and is a predicted model, not a curated record. The coding region runs from base 1 to 1626 and encodes 541 amino acids.